Molecule: messenger RNA, 1557 nt
Organism: Aspergillus wentii DTO 134E9
Lineage: Eukaryota; Fungi; Ascomycota; Eurotiomycetes; Eurotiales; Aspergillaceae
Product: cytochrome P450
Exons: 6
Coding region: 1-1557 (518 amino acids)
Molecular function (GO): monooxygenase activity; heme binding; oxidoreductase activity, acting on paired donors, with incorporation or reduction of molecular oxygen
Source: RefSeq, a predicted model, not a curated record
AUGGAAUUAUUGCGCCUGUUGCUGUCCCAUCCGUAUGCCAGCGCUGUGGUUCUUGGGCUGGCGUAUCUCAUCGCUCUGGCCGUUUACCGGCUAUGGUUUUCACCCAUUGCCCAUUUCCCUGGUCCUCGUCUAGCUGCAUUGACGGUUUUGUAUGAGUUCUAUUAUGAUACUAUAUGUUGUGGUCAAUUCACCUUCCAAAUUGGCCGACUCCACGAAAAAUAUGCAUUGGCUGAUUUUAAUGGCGAAACAGGUCCCGUUGUGCGCAUCAGUCCUACUGAGCUUCACGUCGAUGACCCGGACUACUACGAAGUCAUCUACUCCCGCGAUAGUCCCCGUAAUAAGUAUGACUACUUUGUCCGACCGUUCAAUGCUCCCAUGGCCCUCCUCACUGCUGUCGACCAUUACCGUCACCGGUUGAUCCGAUCGCAUAUGAACCCUUUCUUCUCCACCACGCGCAUUCGCCAGCAGGAACCAGCCCUCAGAGCCCUGGUUGACAAGCUCUGCCGGCGCCUGGAUGAAUUGAAGAACACGGGCCAGCCGGUCAACAUCGAGUACCCGUAUACCUGCUAUACAACAGAUGCGAUUUCCGAUUACACGAUGGGCGCCGGAUAUAGUUAUCUCGACGAGCCUGACUUCAUUCCCCAAUGGAACCAUACACUUAUGGGAACGGCCAAGACGCUGACGUUCGUUCGGUCAGUCGCCUGGAUGCUGCCUCUCCUCCUUGCCUUGCCAGAAUCUACGAUUGCCUGGCUCAAUCCCGGAAUGGAGUUGUUUUUCCAGUAUCAGCACCGAUGUCGAAGCCUCAUCCGUUCAAUUGCCAAAAGUCAUCAAGAGAAACAGGCAAACCCGAAAGCUUCCGACAAUAAAGAAAGAGAAACUCUUUUCCAUGAUAUUCUCAGUAGCGACCUACCGGAACAGGAGAAGAGUGAAGCGCGACUGGCUCAGGAGAUGCAGACCAUAGUGUCUGCUGGGGCUGAGACUACGGCAAAGGCCAUGUCUUAUAUCACUUUCUAUCUUCUCAACGACCCAGAGAUCAUGGGGAAACUAAAGGAGGAAUUAAACCGGUUAGACCCCGACCAGAAUGCGUCGUUGGUUCAGCUCGAACAGAUGCCCUACUUGAAUGGAGUUUUGCUGGAAGGAAUUAGACUGUCGUACGGCGUGACGGCCCGGCUACCUCGAAUUGCACCGUAUAACGCACUGAAAAUUGGUGACUGGACCAUUCCCCCAGGUACACCCAUCAGCAUGAGCUGCCUGCUGAUGCAUCACAACGAGGCUGUUUUCCCCGACUCUUUCCGUUUCCUUCCAGAGAGAUGGACGGAUCCUGCUGAGCGGAAGCGACUGGAGAAAUACUUAGUUUCUUUCAGUAAAGGAUCGAGGCAAUGUAUUGGAAUGCAUCUGGCAAGAUCCGAGAUCCUCCUGGUUAUCUCGACAGUUUUGCGACGAAUGAACUUUGAGCUGUUUGAGACCACGAUCGAAGAUGUUCGUGUCAAGCACGAUAUCUUCAUCCCUUUUGUCAACAUGGACAGCAAGGGAGUGCGUGUUUUGAUUAAGGAUUAA